AUGACUAACGCUCUGUACAAUAGCGCUUCCACUGAAGUAACGAAAAAAUUGUAUCUCAAUGAAGAAUUCUGUGACAUUUAUUUUGAGUUUAACAUUGAUGAUGCAAUUCAGAAAAUUCCGGCAAAUAAGGCAGUUCUGGCCGUACUGAGUCCAGUGUUUCGAGCGAUGUUCUUUGGAUCAGUGAAAGAGGAAGGAGACGUACGGAUUGUCGAUGCAGAUAUCAUAGCGUUCAAAGAGUUUCUUCAGUUUUUCUACUUGAGCGAGGUGAAAUUAACGAUGGAAAAUAUUGAAACGGUUGCACGUCUGGCCGAUAAAUACGAUAUCCUUGAUUGUGUCAAUGCCUGUGCCACAUUUCUCGAAGGUCAACUAACAUUAGACAAUGUGUGUUGGGCCUAUCAAUUGGCAAUGUUGGUUAAAAAUGAAGCGUUAAUUGAGUUUUGUGAAAAUAGAAUCUGUGAAACACCGAAAGAUGUUUUUGCUUCGGACGAAUUUUUGCGUUGUGACAAAGAAACACUGGAGCAUAUCCUAGAAUUGAAUUUGACAUGCAGCGAAGCGGAAAUAUUCAACGCUUGCCGAAUGUGGGCCGAACAUUCGUGCAAACAAAAUGAUUUGAAUGAAAAUGAUUCGGAGCAUUUGAAAGCGCAACUUGGCAAUUGUCUCCAAUCGAUUCGCUUCAAUGAGAUGAAAGUCGACGAAUUUACUGCAUUGUAUGUGAAUUACAACGGUUUAUUUACUUCAGAUGAAUUCGAAGACAUUAUGCUUUCUUUGACAGUAAAGGAAUAUAAAGCGAAAAUCUUCAAACGACAACCACGAAGAUACAUUUGGAAUCGAGAUAGAGUGGUGUACUGCAAACGAAGAUGCAUGUCUGGGUCACAGCAACGGUCCAUACAAAUGCCCGAACGGAUUACAUUCACAUCGAACUAUCCACUGCUACUUGGAGAAAUUUGCACCUUUUCAACGUCAUCAGGAUCAUACAAUUAUGAUAUGUACAACAAUACCGUUCUUGUGUCCAUUCUUGAACUGUCAAAUCACACUUUUCACUCAAAUUCAUCGAAGAAAUUGCUCUAUGAAGACACCGCCAAGAGUUGGAAUAACAGCCAAUUGAACUUUCUUUUACCUCAACCAAUUUUAAUUAGGCCACAAAUUCUAUAUGAAAUUCGGUUGGAACUGUCUUGCUACGGCAGCUUCAGCUCUUCAACUCUUAAGCCAACGGUUGAAAUGGAAAAUGGCCUCAUUAUUCAUUUUCAUAGGAAUCCAUCACUUGACUACGACAACUCUUCAUGUAGCUGGGUCUCACAGCUCGGCUUCAAUAGAUUUUAA
Messenger RNA from Sitodiplosis mosellana (orange wheat blossom midge), 1320 nucleotides. Its product is annotated as BTB/POZ domain-containing protein 2-like. Bases 1 to 1320 code for a protein of 439 amino acids. Gene Ontology annotation, biological process: neurogenesis. The transcript has a single exon. NCBI's taxonomy places the organism in Eukaryota, Metazoa, Arthropoda, Insecta, Diptera, Cecidomyiidae. Gene Ontology annotation, molecular function: protein binding. Gene Ontology annotation, cellular component: cytosol. The record is from RefSeq and is a predicted model, not a curated record.